GGGGGACGCAGGACUUGAGGUGAUGCAACUUCUAAUAUUGGGAGAAAAAAAAAAGGGGGGGGAAAAAAAACACCUUGAAGUUUUAGGAGACCGCUGCCAGAAGACGCCGGCUCGCAUCCACGCCCUCCUCUCUGCCUGUCACGUGUUCUUUUCACAGCAUAGAAAAGUUUCUGGAUUAGGGCAGAAUUAACACAAAGCGGCGACGCCACUCCAGCUACACGCACAAACAACGCGGGAGAGGCGAGAGGGGGGACGGAGACGGAGAGAGCGGCGCGGCGGGGUGAAGACGCUCCAGCGGACCUCGGCCACCUCAGAAAACUUCAAACUCUGAUAGCGAGAGGCAGACGAGUCCAGCCCAGAGUGACAGAGCGAGCGAGAGAGAGAGAGAGAGAGAGAGAGAGAGAGCUGCAGCAGAGGCAGACAGAAGGCAGCAGAGCGGCAGAGGAUCUUUGCCGAUAAGGUCCUGAAGGAUGGAAGAGAAGCAGUUUGCUGGGAUCCUGAACGGAGCAGUUCCUGGAGAGCCAGUGAAGAAGGAUGAAAACUCCCGAAGAGGGAACUGGGGCAACCAGAUCGAGUUUGUCCUCACCAGCGUGGGCUACGCUGUGGGCCUCGGCAACGUCUGGAGGUUUCCUUACCUCUGCUACAGAAAUGGAGGAGGCGCCUUCAUGCUACCGUACUUCAUCAUGCUGGUGUUCUGCGGCAUCCCGCUCUUCUUCCUCGAGCUUUCCUUCGGACAGUUCGCCAGUCUGGGGUGUCUGGGAGUCUGGAAGAUCAGCCCCAUGUUCAAAGGUGUCGGCUACGGCAUGAUGGUGGUGUCCACCUACAUUGGAAUCUAUUACAACGUGGUCAUCUGCAUCGCUUUCUACUACUUUUUCAUGUCCAUGACAAACCUGCUGCCGUGGACGUACUGCAACAACCCCUGGAACACGCCCGACUGCAGCGGGGUGGUGGGCACCGGCUCCCAGCUCAACGGCAGCCUGACCAACGCCACCUCCACCCUGGUCGCGGGGGUGUCCGAGGUGGUCAACCGCUCCAAGAGGACCAGCCCCAGUGAGGAGUACUGGAAACAUUAUGUGUUGAACAUCUCCGAUGAUAUUGGAAACUUCGGGGAGGUUCGUCUGCCCAUCCUGGGCUGCCUGGCUAUAUCCUGGUUUGUCGUCUUCCUCUGUCUUAUCAGGGGUGUUAAAUCAUCCGGAAAGGUGGUGUAUUUCACAGCCACCUUCCCCUACGUGGUUCUGACCAUCCUGUUCAUCCGUGGAAUCACCCUGGAUGGGGCCAUUAACGGCAUCAAGUACUACUUGACUCCGCAGUGGCAGAAAGUCCUCGAUGCAAAGGUUUGGGGAGAUGCAGCCUCACAGAUCUUCUACUCCCUGGGCUGUGCCUGGGGUGGUCUCAUUACCAUGGCUUCCUAUAAUAAGUUUCACAACAACUGUUUCAGAGACAGCAUCAUCAUCAGUAUAACCAACUGUGCGACCAGCGUUUAUGCCGGCUUCGUCAUCUUCUCCAUUCUGGGCUUCAUGGCACAUCACCUGAACGUCCCCGUGUCAGAGGUGGCCGACCACGGCCCGGGACUGGCGUUCGUGGCCUACCCCGAAGCGCUCACACUGCUCCCCAUCUCGCCGCUGUGGUCGCUGCUUUUCUUCUUCAUGCUCAUCCUGCUCGGACUGGGGACUCAGUUCUGCCUGCUGGAGACUCUGGUGACGGCCAUCGUGGACGAGAUCGGCACCGACUGGAUCAUCAGGAACAAAACCGUGGUCACGCUGUCAGUGGCCAUAGUCGGUUUCCUGCUGGGGGUGCCACUGACUACGCAGGCAGGAAUCUAUUGGCUGUUACUGAUGGACAACUACGCGGCUAGUUUCUCUCUGGUCAUCAUCUCCUGCAUCAUGUGCAUCUGCAUCAUGUAUAUUUACGGUCACACGAACUACUUCAAAGAUGUGGAGAUGAUGUUGGGCUUCCCUCCUCCUCUCUUCUUCAAAGUGUGCUGGAGAUUCAUUUCUCCCGUCAUUAUCUCAUUCAUCCUGAUCUUCACGGUGAUCCAGUAUAAGCCCAUCACCUACAACGACUACAUCUACCCCGGCUGGUCCUUAGCUAUUGGCUUUUCCAUGGCGCUGUCCUCAGUGAUCUGCAUACCCAUCUACGCCCUCUACAAGAUCUCAAGGUCCCCUGGAGCCACCUUCAGAGAGCGGUUGAAGUACGCCUGCCGGUCACAUCCCAAGUGGGGCCCCGCCCUGCAGGAGCACCGGACAGGCCGCUACGCCCCCAUGGCCUCCGAGGACACGGUGGAGGCCCGGCCCCUGAAGGAGAGGGAGGAGCUGAAGGAGGAGCAGAAAGAGAAGGAGGAGGAGAAGGAGAAGGAGAGGGAGAAGGAGAAGGAGAGGAAGGAUGAGAUCAGCCUCACCAUCCAGGGAAGCAAUGGCUCCACUAACACACACAACAACCCCAACCCCAGCGCAUAGACGGCGCCGCACUCUGCCAGCGCGACCGGGCCUCGCGCCCCACUGUCUCCUCCUUUCUUCCUCCCUUCUCCUCCCGUCUCCCUUCACCCUCACACCCCCCCCCUCCCCUUUCCCGCAGCCCUCUGUGGGGGAGAUCCCAUUCACUGGAGACCUUUACAUAUUGUAAGGGCUUAUUAUAUCUAUCCUAACCUCUUCGAUCUAUCGUGUGUGUUGUCUCCAGAUAAAUGAGGAAAAGAAAAAAAACUAAAGGAGGAAAAAAAAAAAAAAUUGGAUCAUCUCCAGAAAGAUUUGUGUGUAUGUGUGCGUGCGUAUGCGUGUGUGUGUGCGUGCGUGCAUGUGUGUGUAGAUGGGUUGUUAAUUUGUUCCACAUAAUUUAAUAAAGCAGUUUGUUUUUCCUUUCAUUUUUUUUUUUUUUUUUUUUUUUUUGUAAAACUUGUAAAUGUCAUCUUCAUACCUUCAUAUGCAGUUAGAGGUGCGGUAGAUUGUGGAGCUGCAUGUUUGUUUGGUGCAUGCAGCAGCAUAGACACACACACUGUUCUCCUUUAUUCUGUUGGCCGGUUCUGUUUGGGGGAUCGGUGGCUGUGCGGCGGCGGCGGCGAUUUGACAGCUGGAGACUUGUCGUGGUGCUGAAACGCGCUGUAGAGGAGGAGGAGGAGGAUGAACUGUGCCUGUCCUGGCCGUUUAGAGCUGGAGAAUGCUGGAGGUUGGAAAUGGGCUGUACUCUUUAGCCGGAGGGAGAGGCGGAUAAACACACGCUCACACUUGUACACUCUGUAUAUUUUACAGCACACAGUGACCUCAACCAUAAUGAUCUCAGCUUAAGAGUUAGCCUGUUGUUUUUUAUGCUGCUGCUUCUUUAAAAAAAAACACAAAAUAAGAAAACC
Molecule: messenger RNA, 3340 nt
Organism: Salarias fasciatus (jewelled blenny)
Lineage: Eukaryota; Metazoa; Chordata; Actinopteri; Blenniiformes; Blenniidae
Gene: slc6a9
Product: solute carrier family 6 member 9
Exons: 14
Coding region: 471-2456 (661 amino acids)
Biological process (GO): amino acid import across plasma membrane; nitrogen compound transport; sodium ion transmembrane transport
Cellular component (GO): plasma membrane
Molecular function (GO): amino acid:sodium symporter activity
Source: RefSeq, a predicted model, not a curated record